This is a messenger RNA of Peronospora matthiolae, 1233 nucleotides long. Lineage: Eukaryota; Oomycota; Peronosporomycetes; Peronosporales; Peronosporaceae. The record is from the annotation of a GenBank genome assembly.
AUGCGAUGCGCGAGCAAGGCCGCCGAGAGCGCGUCUGCACGUCUCUGUGCGGCCGCCGAGAGCGCGUCUGCACGUCUCUGUGCGGACGCCGAAGCAGAAACAACAGCAACUGAUGUCUCAUCGGUUGCUGAAGCGACCCAGCCUGUGUCACUUGGUGAUGCAGGCGCUGGUCAUGAAGACACUCGUGUCUUCACAGAGUACGAGCUCGGUGUCUCGUACUCUCCUGAUACGGAUGACGGAUCCGUAUCGACGGCGAUUGAAUCUAAGCCGCCUGCCAAGCGUGGCAUGGACGAUGCUUUGCGUCGCAGCAUCUUUGGUUCAUCUGAUGAAUCAGAUGAACCAUCGCCGAAGCGAAGGCGCUCGAGGUCGCGAGACUCGGGCGCUAAUAGUGGUGUCGGUUCUCCUAUGGACACCACUUCACAGCGAGGUGCCAGUACUUCUGUCGGCACGUCGCAGGAAGAGCGGGACCGCAAUGUCUUGCGUCUCGCUUCUGAAAAGAAGGCAUGGAUGCCUCCAAAAUCCGUCAUGGAUCACUUGUCGGCGACGACGAGUGAUCGUUAUCGAACACGAUUGUUCGAUUCGUCAAGGAUCCAUCACCUUGACCCCAGCGCGAAAAACUAUCGCGCUGAACAUGAAUUCUUCAUCGAUGCUUUCUUUAGACAUCGAUGGUACAGUGGGAAUCACAAACGUGAUGGUCCCUCACUAUUUCAGGCGUGGAACGCCUACAUCCAUAACCUUGAGGAUGUAGGUCGUGACGUUUGGAACGACAAACUUAUCAAAGCUCGUGAUAAGUUUGAAAAGCGAACCCCGACAGGUGCACGCUACAAGCUGCAUCGUCUGUCAAGGGAGAAAGGAUUACCCUGCCUCUCUUGGGGAGACUCGUGCCCGUGUUGUGUAAACAACUCUGCACGAGCACCUAAGGAGGCUUACCUCCUUACCAGCCCGUGGUGGCGCGUACGUAUCUCUACUGAGAUGUACGAAGGGAUUGACAGCUUGAAAUCCCUUUACGACCGUGCCGGGAAGACUUUCUCCGGCGGUCCUUCUGCGGUACAGGAUGUGCCGCAUCGUACUGCUCAACCAGACCCAGUACGUCAACCAUCAGUUGGGAGCGGGGCUCCCAAGAAUCCCAGGACGAGGGAUAGCCGCGCCACCGGACGAGAUAACUCGUCCGACGUCCGUUCACAUCGCGGUGGUUCAACAGCUGCUCAACCUGAUAGCGCUGGUCACCGCUAG